Messenger RNA from Purpureocillium lilacinum, 1443 nucleotides. RefSeq names its product hexokinase A. Gene Ontology annotation, cellular component: cytosol; mitochondrion. The record is from RefSeq and is a predicted model, not a curated record. Lineage: Eukaryota; Fungi; Ascomycota; Sordariomycetes; Hypocreales; Ophiocordycipitaceae. Gene Ontology annotation, molecular function: glucokinase activity; D-glucose binding; ATP binding. Gene Ontology annotation, biological process: intracellular glucose homeostasis; glucose metabolic process; glucose 6-phosphate metabolic process.
AUGGCAGGGUCUAAGACGGACUUCCCCCAGGACCUGAUGGAGCAGGUCAGGCACCUGGAGGAGAUCUUCAUCGUCGACGAGAAGAAGCUCAAGGAAAUCACCAACCACUUUAUUUCGGAGCUCGCCAAAGGCUUGAGCGUCGAGGGCGGCAGCAUUCCCAUGAACCCGACCUGGGUCAUGUCGUUCCCCGAUGGCUACGAGACAGGGACCUUCCUCGCCCUCGACAUGGGCGGUACGAACCUGCGAGUCUGCCAGAUCACCCUGACUGAGCAAAAGUCCGAGUUCGACAUCUUGCAGUCCAAGUACCGCAUGCCCGAGGAGCUCAAGACGGGCAACAGCGACGAGCUCUGGGAGUACAUUGCCGACUGUCUGUACCAGUUCAUUGAGACACACCAUGGCGGCUGCAACAUCGAGUCCCUACCCCUGGGCUUUACGUUCUCCUACCCUGCCACCCAGAACUACAUCGACGAGGGCAUCCUCCAGCGCUGGACCAAGGGCUUCGACAUCUCUGGCGUCGAGGGUGAAAACGUCGUGCCCAUGUUUGAAGCGGCGCUGGCUAAGCGUGGCGUCCCCAUCAAGCUGACGGCCCUGAUCAACGACACCACGGGAACCAUGAUCGCGUCCGCCUACACCGACACCAAGAUGAAGAUUGGCUGCAUCUUUGGCACCGGUUGCAACGCCGCCUACAUGGAGGAUGUCGGCUCGAUUCCUAAGCUCGCCCACAUGAACAUGCCGCCUGACACGCCCAUGGCUAUUAACUGCGAGUGGGGAGCCUUCGACAAUGAGCACAAGGUGCUUCCCCGGACCGAGUUCGACAAGAUCAUCGACCGAGACUCCCCUCGUCCGGGCCAGCAGGCGUUCGAGAAGAUGAUCGCUGGGCUGUACCUUGGCGAGAUCUUCCGCUUGGUCCUUGUCGACCUCCACGACAACAAGGACGUGCACAUCUUUGAGGGCCAGGACAUUUCCCACCUGCGAAAGGCAUACACACUGGACUCUUCCUUUUUGUCUGCCAUCGAGGAGGAUCCCUUUGAGAAUCUGCAGGAGACGUUUGACCUGUUCCACUCCAAGCUCAGCAUUACCUGCACACUGCCCGAGCUUGAGCUGAUCCGCCGGCUCGCCGAGCUCAUUGGCACUCGAGCCGCCCGCCUGUCUGCUUGCGGCGUCGCUGCCAUUUGCAAAAAGAAGGAUUACAAGACGUGCCACGUCGGCGCCGACGGCUCAGUCUUCAACAAGUACCCCCACUUCAAGGCGCGCGGCGCCCAGGCGCUCCGCGAGAUCCUCGACUGGCCCGAAAAGACCAACCCCAAGGAAGAGGAUCCCAUUGAGAUCCUUGCUGCCGAAGACGGCAGUGGUGUCGGUGCCGCCCUGAUCGCCGCCCUGACCCUGAAGCGUGUCAAGGCAGGCAAUAUGGCUGGUAUCCUGCACCCCGAGAACUUCCAGUAG